CAAAAGCUAAGAAUUUGUUGAAAAAAAUUGACGAUAUCAAAUUGUUUCUGUUUCUAAAUCGUUCCAAAACUGUUAAUUUAAAUUUGAUUCCAUCGGUUCAGUAAAUUUCGAUUAUGUUCAUAAACGAUUUACCUAAUGAUUGUCUCUGGAUGAUCUUCGACAGCUUCUUUAAUGUAGAAGAGUUAAUCAAAUUGUCUAAAGAUUUUCCCGAGUUAAAUAUCUACUUAACGGUGAGUAAAUUUCCAUCUACGUGUAAUUGUUAUUUUGGUUUGAUCAAUUUUUCCAAUUCCAUGGACCUGAAGAAAACACUAUCGAUCAUAUUGAUUAUACCAAGUUAUGGAUAAGAGAUCCAGAGACGAUCGGUAACCAUAAUUUACGAGAAUUGUUACCAAACCUCAGGGUAAAUAAAAAAUUUCAGUUGUCUAUUCGAUAUUUGUUCGUUUUUUUUUGUAUCGAUUAGAUUCUCGACAUCUCUGCUGAUUUUUAUGGACGUGGAGAAAAACUUGAAGAUUUCAGUAAAUUGAUUAACAAUAAUACGAAAAUAAAAGGAUUGAUUGGACUGGAUUUUGUUAAUUAUCAUAAUCUCAACUUGGAAAAUAUCGAGAUGUUUGCAAUGGAUAUGUUCAAUUAUACAAAAGUCUUUCGACCUAGUCAAUUGAAACAAAUUCAUUUUUCUGAAUUCUAUAUGCAAUAUCUUUUUUGAAAUAAUUGAAUACUUUCCAAAUUUAAAGCGACUCAACAUCUCAAUGUUUGAUGGUGAGGAAAUUCGUUACAAUGGUCCGGAAAUGUCCAAUCUCAAGAUCCUUGAAUCUUAUACAUUCGAAGGGCAUGAUAAUUGUAGUGCUUUUCAUUUGAUGGACUUUUGUCCAUCUUUGGAAAGCGCUUUCAUGAAAAAUUUUCCAGAGGAUGAUUUUAUUGAUCUGUCCUUGAAGAACUACAAUCUCAGAGAUUUGGUUAUCGAAAUGCCAACUCAAGAAGAUAUGAAUUGGUCAUUCUUGCGAGAUCUACUGUCCAAAUAUCCAAAUCUACAUAACCUUGCGAUCAGAAUGAGCGAUGAGAUUGAGGAUUGUCAUGUUGAAGAAUUGGUGGAGAUUUUGCCAGAAGUAAAAUUGUUGGACUUCAGAAAAUGUGAGAAUAUCACUCAAAGAUCAGCUGAUUUCUUGGCUAAAUAUUGUGCUAAAUCCAAACGAUCAAUUAAAAUCUAUUACGAUUGUGAAAAGGAACCAAUUGACUGGCCUAAAUACGACACUCCUCGAGAAUCAAUUGUCCACGGACUCGAUUUCAUGAAACAUUGUUUUUAUAAGAGUUUUUCCAAUCUUCCAUUUCUAAUUGAUGAAUAAAAUCGCCUAAAUUUUAUUGUAUCAAAAAAUAUUCUUCCAUGAAUAUUGAAUAUUGUCUCGAACAUUUCAAUCGAAUAAAUUAUCAUUAAAACUAUA
Molecule: messenger RNA, 1436 nt
Organism: Panonychus citri (citrus red mite)
Lineage: Eukaryota; Metazoa; Arthropoda; Arachnida; Trombidiformes; Tetranychidae
Exons: 4
Coding region: 747-1340 (197 amino acids)
Source: RefSeq, a predicted model, not a curated record